Gopherus evgoodei (Goodes thornscrub tortoise) is the source of this 2673-nucleotide messenger RNA. It is a transcript of the gene TMEM72, whose product is annotated as transmembrane protein 72. The transcript is spliced from 5 exons. The record is from RefSeq and is a predicted model, not a curated record. The coding region runs from base 241 to 1068 and encodes 275 amino acids. NCBI's taxonomy places the organism in Eukaryota, Metazoa, Chordata, Testudines, Testudinidae.
UGCAGGAAACAAACAGCCAGCCAGGAGAAGGCCAGCAUUUCCCAGCCCCUUGGGGAGCUGGAGUGGGCAGCGCCGACCGGUUCCCUGUGGUGGCAGCUUGUUCCACUGCCAGCACCUGACCCAGGCGGCGCCUUUGCCUUGGGAAGGUCGGGUGGGGCGGCAGAAGGAGAUGACCAGGGAGGCAUGUAGGCUGGGAAGGAAUUCCAGCCAGCGGCUCAAAGGCUUUCGUCUCUCACAGCUAUGAAGCACAGGGCCUUUUGGACUGCACUAGAAUACACUUGCCGACUGCUGGGCAUCUCCACGGCAGCAGUGCUGGUUGGAGUGGGAGUGGAGACCCUGCAGCGCGGGCAGUUCCAGAGCCUGGCUGUCUACCUGCUUUUCUCAGGGGCAGCGGUUUCCAUCUGCGAAGUCUCCUUCUUCGUCAGCCUGCUCCUGGGCAUGUGUAUCACCUACCAGCCGGGCUCCCUGGCACAUGCCUUCUGGAAGCGAAGCACCCAGCCAGCAAGCUUCCAGAAAUUCCUGGGUUACGUGCUGCUCUCGGUAGCCUGCUUCCUGCAUCCUGUCCUGGUCUGGCACGUCACCAUCCCCGGCUCCAUGCUGGUGCUGACCGGCUUGGCCUACUUCCUGCUGAGCAAGCGGAAGAAGAGCCCGGUGCACGGGGAGGUGCGGGGGCCACUGGAGCAGUAUGUUGACCCCUGUGCCACGGCUGCAACCUCCAUGGGCUGUGGUGACACCGAGCAGACCUUCACCUUCCCCGGGGGACACCGAGAGCAGCGUGUCUCCCUGCUCGGCCACAUGAAGAGCAUCCUGAAGGGCAGCAAGGACAAGGGUGCUGGCUGGUCAGCUGAGCCCACCCCAUCCCCACCCACCACCACCCCACCUGCCCUGGCCCCAGGCAAGCAGGUGCACUUCCAAGAGAAGCUGGUGAGGAUCAUCCCCUCCGUCAGCGAGAGCCCAGAUGAGGCAGAGAGCGAGGCCGAGGAGACCACGUCCGACACAGCCCCAAUCCUCGGGCCAACAGAGACCCCGCUCCUCGUCACGCCCCUCAGUGCCACAGGCCUGUUCUGAUCGCCUGCCCACCUCGCCCGCAGCCUGGGGCGAGUGGCAACAGCCUGCAGCUCCCCACCUGCUAGCCUGGGGCCUGGCUUCAGGCCUCGGACAUGCUCCCCCUGUGGCCCAGGUGCCACAGGAAGAGCUGACCUAUCAGGAGCAGGGCAGCCCCCGCCAGGUGGGGUCCUGGUGCCCAGGAGCCCAGCCAACCCCCCAAUAACUAACGCUGCUGCUGGCUGGAGGGCAGGGCUGGUAGGUGCAGUGCCAGCUUCCGGGGCUGGCUGCAGCGCUGACAUUCAGAGAGCCAUCCUGGAUACUCACCUGCUGGGGCCAGACCAGCCUCUGGGCAAAGCCCUUCAGUUGCCAUCUUUAUUUAAUUGAACGGUUCCUGGGGCUUGAUCAGUGUGUGUUCCAAACAUUGCAAACGGGUGGAAAUCAGGGCAGACAAAUACACUUCCUAGUUUUCUGGGUAAAUAUCAGGGUUAAUCCUAGGGGGGCUGGGAGGGAUGGAGAAAGAGCACAAAAUCGAGCCCAGACAGAGUGAUGAACUGAUAGCCCUUCCAUGCUGUGGUUUAUGUCGUAAUCUGUACAUCAGCAGUACAUGCACAGGUGAGUGUGUCUGUCUGUCUGGCUUUCACUCUGUUGCCUUCCUUUAACAGGCAGCCUCACAGUCACACUGCCACUAACUUUCUAUUAACAGAGAGGCAUCUGCUAGUGGGAUGGGUUGGAUUUUCUUAACCUAAUCAUUAUUUCCAUGUACUUGAGCGGUCCAAAAUUCAGAUGAAAAUCAGUUAAAACCAAAUAAUAGCUUUGGUAAAACCCUGGGCACCGCCCGCCCACUCGCCGUGGGAUCUUGGCAGGCUCUGGCCAUGUGUCAGUACACCCUAGCAACUGUCUGGCCCCACUCCCUAUGGGAUCCAUGCAAGCUCUGCCCCGGUGGCCUGAGCCAGACUUUGCUCAGCGUAUUUCCAGGACAGUGAAGCCUUCGAUCUCAGACAUUUCCAGCCCCUCCAUCAGCAUCUGCUCAGUGCUAGAUGGUCGUACCAGCGGAGUUGCAGCGUCUGCCCUAGCCCCCCACUCUGCUGUGUGGCUGGCCAUGGACCAUGCUCCCCAGCCAACUGGAUCUAACCCCCAGCCCUUUGGACUGCCGGCUUUCUCACAGCAGCAUUGCUAAUAAGCCGCAGGGAACAGAGCCAGCCUAGGGACAUCAGAUGCCAUCUCCCAGUGCUUCCCACUGGGGCGGCUGUGGGGCCAUGUGACGUGUGACCAAGGGACACAGCACUCCCAGCAGCCUGCUGUUUUCAGGAGAGGGCUUGUUGCCUGAGUCCCUGCAGCCACACACUCCCUCCUCCCAUGCCCUAGCAUGGCCCUGGGACAGAAUGGGGUGGGUCCAUUUUCCAGCGCCAACAUCUGCCCUACCCUGCACCGCCAUGGGGAGAAGCACCUCCAGGGAUAGGGGGGCUGACGAUCAGGGCUCAGCCUGUGAUGGGUUUGGUCACAAAGCUCCCCUUGGGACUGUCGCCCUAUGUGCUGAAAUGACCUCUGAGCUCAUUUUCCCUGCCAGCUUGGGACUCUAGAACCCUGUCUUGUUGAGCCAGACAUGCUAGCCUGCUGCAGCACAGA